AACACCAAAUAGGAAGCCUAUCUUCGGUUCACUUCACUCGCACCCUCCUCGUUCUACUCCUUCGCCGUUCCCUCUCUCCUCCUGCAACGCUGUGAGGUGAAGCGUGCCGGAGAAUGGAGGCCUUCUACUGGCUGCUCUUCGGCGGGCUCGCUGCGGUGGUGGUGGCCCUGGAGAUGAGCAAGACCAACAGGGACCGCGCCGCCACCUCCUCCGCCUUCAACUCGUUCAAGAACAACUACCUCCUUGUCUAUUCCCUCAUGAUGGCCGGAGAUUGGUUGCAGGGUCCGUACGUGUACUACCUCUACAGCCAGUAUGGAUAUGGGAAGGGAGACAUCGGUCGCCUCUUCAUCGCCGGCUUCGGAUCUUCCAUGCUGUUCGGGACCAUCGUCGGAUCUCUGGCGGACAAGCAGGGUCGGAAGAGAGCUUCUGUGACGUAUUGUAUCACUUAUAUCCUCAGUUGCAUCACCAAACAUUCUCCACAGUAUAAGGUCUUGAUGUUGGGACGCAUAUUAGGAGGGAUUGCGACGUCACUCUUGUUUUCGGCAUUUGAGUCAUGGCUUGUUGCAGAACACAAUAAGAGGGGUUUUGAACCACAGUGGCUAUCCAUAACAUUUUCCAAAGCUAUAUUUCUUGGAAAUGGCCUUGUUGCCAUUAUCGCUGGGUUGUUUGCUAACCUGCUGACAGAUAAUUUGGGUUUUGGACCUGUUGCACCCUUUGAUGCUGCCGCAUGUUUUCUUGCUAUUGGCAUGGCGGUUAUAUUAUCAACAUGGACUGAGAACUAUGGAGAUCCUUCUGAAAGCAAGAAUUUAGUUACCCAGUUCAAGGUUGCUGCAUCAGCUAUUUCUUCUGACACGAAAAUUGCGUUACUUGGUGCAAUACAGUCGUUGUUUGAAGGUUCCAUGUAUACAUUUGUUUUCCUCUGGACUCCUGCUUUAAGCCCAAAUGAUGAAGACAUUCCACACGGAUUCAUUUUUGCGACAUUUAUGCUGUCCUCAAUGUUGGGUAGCUCCAUUGCAUCUCGACUAUUGUCCCGCGCAGCACCCAAAGUUGAAUCUUACAUGCAGCUUGUAUUUGCUAUCGCUGCGGUCACUCUCCUUCUACCUGUUAUUACCAGUUUCUUAGUAGCACCCUCAACAGUCAAAGGUGGAAGCAUUUCUUUCGGGGGUUGUAUUCAGCUCUUUGGCUUCUGCACAUUUGAAGCUUGUGUUGGAAUAUUUUGGCCUUCCAUUAUGAAGAUGAGGUCCCAGUACAUUCCUGAAGAGGCUAGAAGCACGAUCAUGAACUUUUUCCGCAUUCCCCUUAACAUAUUUGUGUGUGUUGUUCUAUACAAUGUGAAUGCAUUCCCUAUGACUGUCAUGUUUGCCAUGUGCUCUGUUUUCCUUUUCCUUGCCUCAAUUCUUCAAAGGAGGUUGAUGAUAGUUGCUGAGAGCCACAGAUCAAAGUCUGAAGAUUGGACUUCUCUGAAGGAGAGAGAUGCUGAGGCGGAGCCACUGAACAUUUGAAGAGCAAUAAAACCUGGAGCACACGAGAAUGUGGUCUUUCACGGCAAUGCUACUGCAAUCUUGUCUUGGUUCUUGUCAUUACUAAUCUGAUGGAAAAUAAGUUUGUUACUAUGUUUAGGUGGAUUCAAUUGGAUGUGCAGUUAUGAGGCAGAGGACAUUGGAAAUGCAAGAACUCCAUAUUGAGGUUUCCCUAUUCUAGAUUUUCUUCUAAAAGAUUACUGAAAAACAGAAGUAUCUCUAUGUAGUGGUUAACAGUCAGUUGCCCAAUUGGUUUUCUGUUUUAGAAUCCUUUUGUUGCUUCUUUAUCUUCACUCACGACCGACAUGUCCUUAGAGAUUCUAUCCAUGACCGAGUCUUUAUCAUGUAUUCAGAAAAUAAUCAAUAAUUUCUGCAUCUAGAUUUGGUUA
Messenger RNA from Musa acuminata AAA Group (dessert banana), 1909 nucleotides. RefSeq lists its product as uncharacterized. The record is from RefSeq and is a predicted model, not a curated record. Lineage: Eukaryota; Viridiplantae; Streptophyta; Magnoliopsida; Zingiberales; Musaceae. The transcript has 8 exons. Gene Ontology annotation, molecular function: molybdate ion transmembrane transporter activity. Gene Ontology annotation, cellular component: membrane. Bases 114 to 1502 code for a protein of 462 amino acids. Gene Ontology annotation, biological process: molybdate ion transport.